This is a messenger RNA of Drosophila teissieri, 2206 nucleotides long. Its product is annotated as transcription initiation factor TFIID subunit 4. Lineage: Eukaryota; Metazoa; Arthropoda; Insecta; Diptera; Drosophilidae. The record is from RefSeq and is a predicted model, not a curated record. Bases 164 to 1570 code for a protein of 468 amino acids. The transcript has 3 exons.
CAGGUAUUUUGCGACUUCCCCACCUGGUCGCACAGCAAAAAGUGAAAUCAAAUAACAGUUUUAACCGAUUAAAAAACUUGUUUUGCGGACAAUCUACGCAAGCAGCUGAAAGCAUCCAGAAGCAUCCAAAACGGGUUUCGGGUGAAGCACUAAUCCGGAUCACAUGAUGGCCUCCAGUGGUGGCGCUUGUUCCCAUUUCGCCUUUGUGGCCUGGGCGGUGUUUGCCUUGUUGCUGACGCACGGCGGCGACAAUGUUGUGGAUGCCCGGCGUAACCAGGGCAACCAGCGGAAGACCUCCUCCUCGUCCAGCUCCUCCAACUACGGUCACGUGACGCCCAGCUAUAGCACGAAUGGCCAUGCCGCCGGCAACUCUCACGCAGAUGUGGCCAAACUGAGCUACCCCAACUACAAUUCGCAGCCGAAUCGCCCGAUGGCCGCGGGCUCAUCGGGAUCCCCUGGCUCCGCCCCUCAGCCAGGUUGGAAUGUGCCGCAGGGUCCGCCACCCGCCUACUCCGCUUCCAAUCCCGCCGGGGGAGCCCGACCCAAUAUGCACGAGCCGCCGCCAGCCUAUCAUGCUCCCAACUACGGAGCAGCUCCUCCCAGCUAUGGGGCCGCCACCGGAUCGAAUAUGCAUCAGCCGCAGUACUCGGGAGUGCCAGCUGGCGCCACCUACUAUCCGGCCGCAGGACACGGUGGCAGCUAUUCGCCCAACAUCCCCGCUGGAGCUACGUACUACCCAUCCGCCGGCCAUGUGCCCAUGGGCGGUGGCUAUCACCCUGCUGCUGCUCCGCCUCCGGGUGCCACCUACUACCAGGCGGGAUCUGCUUUGCCGCCCGGAGCCACCUACUACUCUGCACCGCCGCAGCAGUCCUCCUCGGGCUUGGGCUUCGGAACUGGCCUGCUUGCUGGUGGCUUGGGCGGUGCUCUGCUGGGACACGCUCUUACGCCCUCGGGCGGCAGUUCCUCGUCGCAGCCGGUUGCCGCAGCUCCAGCUGCUGGGCAGGAUCGCAUCAUCAUCAUCAACAAUGGCGUGCCGGUGAAUGCCAGCGAUGGCACCACUGUGAUAAACGCAGCGGGUGUGGCGGCUGCCCCAGGAGCAGUUCCAGCUGCACCAAUGGCCCCUUCCAACGUGACCCAGGAUGCCCAACAGCCAGCCGUACCCAUGGCACCAAUGCCGGCAAUGCCCUUCAAUCCAGAGACCUCCAACAUGACCGCGCCGGAUGCAGCUGCUCCCCCACCGCCCGGCGGCAUUAUUUGUGUGCCCACCAAGGUGAACGAAACGGACCCGACCGACAGCACCAAGAUAGUAGAGGUGGAGAAGAUUGCCUGCUACCCGGCACCACCGCCACCAGCUGCUCCCGCCGGCGAGGGUCCAGCACCACUGGCGCCCAUGGCCGCUGUUCAACCAGGAAUGCAGCAGGUGCAGAAGACGCAGGAUGUCGCUGCCCCAGUUCAGGCAUCCGUAACGUCCAACACCGGCGGAGCUCAGUCCUUGGAAGGAUUGACCAUGCGGAGCCUUCUGCUCGCGCUCAUGAGCGGGGUGGUGGCCAAGUGGCUAGCAGGCUUCUAAAGACCAUGCUUCUGGAACGUUCCACUGUGCACCCGCACCCACUCAAUACUACUCAACCCUACUACUACUACCUACUGUACCUUCCUCCCCAGCUGUUGUGGCCUUGGCGCGCAUGGUUUAUUUGCGCUGGCCAAGAUCGAUAAUUCCAGGCGCUAAUUGGACGAAAAUUGUUGAAUUAUGCCGUACCAUCUCUAUAGUACGACUACAGUAUUUGUGGAUAAACAAGCUGGGUUCCCAGCUCACAAUUCCCCAUCAAAAGUCCCCCUUUUCCAAUCUGGCCUUCAAUUGUGAUGAUUGCGAUGUGAAUGGGCUCCCGUAACCGUAACCGGACCCGGACCCGGACCCAUCCCAGCGAGCUCGAAACAAAGCAAACGUUCGAAUAUCUCGGCAUAUAUGUAUAUGGAUAUGAAUAUGAAUAUAAAUAACCCUAUGUGUAAACCCGACUCAAAAGCCUUCUGAAGAAAGACAAACUGAAAACUGAAAACUGAACGUAAGUUGCAGUUCCCACUAAAAGUGUAUAUUUUUCUAGACUUGCUAGCGUAAUUGUUGCUUCUUUUUGCAUUGUUGUAAGCAAACGUAUUUGUUGCACUCCUCAGUUGUUGAAUAAAGUAAAAGCUUUCGCCCACACCCACAGCA